GUUUGCUCUAUGGGGACAGAAGCUGACUGCCAUGCUCCUUGUGCAGACUUUUCAUGGACCUAGGAGUCCCAGCAGAAGCUCCGUCACAGACUGAAAAUGAAGACAUCUGGGCUGCCGGCUUGGAGGGCCUCAGCAGAGCUGAUUCUUCUCUGUGCUGCUCUGGGUUCUCUCAGUUUAUCUGGCUCCAGAGCUGGAAGGCCACACUCUCUUGAGUCGAACGCAGUCAAUGUGAGCCUUGCUAAGAGCAGACAGACGCGGAGUGUGGGUGUCAUGCUGAUGCCUGUUAAUUGUGAAAUGUCCAGCUGGUCCUCCUGGACCACGUGUGAUCCCUGUCAGAAGAAAAGGUACAGACAUGCCUACUUGCUCCAGCCCUCUCAGUUCUAUGGGGAACCGUGUAACUUCUCUGACAAGGAAGUUGAAGACUGUGUUACCAGCAGACCAUGCAGAAGUCAAGUGCGAUGUGAAGGCUUUGUGUGUGCACAGACAGGGAGGUGUGUAAACCGCAGACUUCUCUGCAACGGGGACAAUGACUGUGGAGACCAGUCCGACGAAGCAAACUGUAGGAGGAUUUAUAAAAAAUGUCAGCAUGAAAUGGACCAAUACUGGGCAAUUGGUCGUCUGGCCAGUGGGAUAAAUCUGUUCACCAACAGUUUUGAGGGCCCGGUGCUCGAUCACAGGUAUUACGCUGGGGGAUGCUCCCCCCAUUACAUACUGAACACGAGAUUUAGGAAGCCCUACAAUGUGGACAGCUACACCCCACAGACCCAAGGCAAAUACGAAUUUGCACUGACAGAAUAUGAAUCGUACUUGGAUUUCGAACAUAACAUCACAGAGACAAGGGCAAGCCUGUCUAGUUUCGGCUUUGGUUUUAAAAUACCUGGAAUUGUUGAACUUGGUUUCAAUAGAGCAAGUGGUAAUAGCAAACAUUUUAUUAGCAGAACCAAACGAUUCUCUCACACUAAAAGCACAUUUCUGCACGCGCGCUCUGACCUUGAAGUAGCACAUUACAAGCUGAAACCCAGAAGCCUUAUGCUCCAUUACGAGUUCCUUCAGAGAGUCAAGCUGCUGCCCCUGGAGUAUAGUUAUGGGGAGUACAGAGAUCUCUUCCGUGAUUUCGGGACCCACUACAUCACAGAGGCUGUGCUGGGGGGCGUUUACGAAUACACGCUCAUCAUGAACAAAGAGGCCAUGGAGAGAGCAGAUUACUCUCUUAAGGAUGUCCAAGCCUGUGCCCAGAAUGGUUUUAGAUUCGGCAUCGGCAUUGAGGUGGUCUACGUCAAGCUCGGUGUGUCAGUGGACAUAUGCCGGGGUAUUCUGAAUGAAAUAGGAGACAGAAACAAGAGAAACACUAUGGUGGAUGACUUGGUGGUCCUUGUGCGAGGAGGAGCCAGUGAGCACAUCACCACCCUGGCCUAUAAGGAGCUGCCGACGGCCGACCUGAUGCAGGAGUGGGGAGACGCGGUGCAGUACAACCCAGACAUCAUCAAAAUUAAGGCAGAGCCUCUGUAUGAACUGGUGACAGCCACAGACUUUGCCUACUCCAGCACAAUAAGGCAGAACAUGAAGCGGGCUCUGGAGGAGUUCCAGAAGGAAGUCAGCCCCUGCCACUGUGCUCCCUGCCAAGGGAAUGGAGUCCCUGUCCUGAAAGAAUCACGCUGUGAAUGCAUCUGUCCUAUUGGAUUCCAGGGAACAGCCUGCGAGGUCACCCAUGAGAAAAAUGUCCCCAUUGAUGGGAGGUGGAGUUGCUGGUCAGACUGGUCUCCGUGUUCUGGAGGACAUAAAACAAGACAAAGGCAGUGCAAAAAUCCACCUCCUCAAAAUGGAGGCAGUCCCUGCUUGGGCCCUGCUUCAGAAACACUUAACUGUUAAGGAAGAAGUGCUUCUAGUAGAUAACUGCUGUGGGCUGCACACCGCAAGAGCUCUGAGCCCUGAGGAACUAAGGCCCAGUUACCACAUACCAGCUCCCACCUGGGGCCAGCCCGAGAAUAGAGGGCUGUGCCAUUCAGGGUGUUUGAAAUAAAGAUGUUAUUGGCAAAAUGCA
Molecule: messenger RNA, 2041 nt
Organism: Zalophus californianus (California sea lion)
Lineage: Eukaryota; Metazoa; Chordata; Mammalia; Carnivora; Otariidae
Gene: C8B
Product: complement C8 beta chain
Exons: 12
Coding region: 97-1869 (590 amino acids)
Biological process (GO): immune response
Cellular component (GO): membrane attack complex
Molecular function (GO): protein binding
Source: RefSeq, a predicted model, not a curated record